Molecule: messenger RNA, 2557 nt
Organism: Papaver somniferum (opium poppy)
Lineage: Eukaryota; Viridiplantae; Streptophyta; Magnoliopsida; Ranunculales; Papaveraceae
Product: protein LYK2-like
Exons: 1
Coding region: 193-2328 (711 amino acids)
Biological process (GO): protein phosphorylation
Molecular function (GO): ATP binding; protein kinase activity
Source: RefSeq, a predicted model, not a curated record
UCUUCUCUAAUUAGAUAUUUUAAGCAAAAACAUCCCCACAUUUACUUUGUACUCUUUGCAACUCAUUUCCUAAACAUUGUUUCAGUUCCUUUUCUUUUCUUAUUCAAUGGAAAAUAAAGGAAUAAGAAUUUUUCUAUGAAGUAGUAGUACAGUGAGGAAGCUAGAGUGUGAUUAAUAUUUACUAUAUUGGUCAUGGCAGAAUUUUUAGGUACUAAACUUUGCUUAGCAACCUUAUUCUUAUUCUUAUUCUUCAUCAUCAACUGUGUUUCUUGUGCUGCAUUUGUUCAGCCAAAAGCUCAGGCACACCCUCACCCAAAAAUCUUACCAAAACCUCUACCAAAAUCAAACUUACUAAGUUGUGAUUCAAAAUCCCCCCUAGCAUCUGGUUACCAUUGCAACGCCCCUGCAUCAGUACAAGAGCAUUGUUCUACAUUUGCACUAUUUCGCGCCAAUUCUCGUUACUCUUCCCUUCACAAUCUCACUUUUUACUUAAGUCUUAAUCGGAAAGUUCUUGACGGUGCAAAUGGUUUCACUCCGAAAAACGAUUUGCUUGUAAAAGAUCAAGCUAUUUUGAUCCCAAUUGAAUGCAAGUGCAAUGGUAGUUUCUUUCAGUCAGAUGUUACUAAAACAACCAUCAAGAAAGAUGGCUUUUAUGAAAUUGCUGAAUCUUUGGAAGGUUUAACAACUUGUAAAGCUAUCCAAGAGAAGAACAAAGGUGUAUCUCCAUGGGAUCUUAAAGAGAAACUCCGGGUAUUGGUUCCGUUACGAUGUGCUUGUCCAACUCAAUUGGAGCUAAAACAAAAAACAGCAAUGUUACUUUCUUAUCCUGUAGCAGUUGGUGACACAAUUCAAAAUGUGGCCUCUAAAUUCAAAGUAACCCCGGCUGCUAUAAUCUCCGCCAAUAGCCGAUCAGGUCCUUUCAAACCAACAAAACUUGAACCUCUUUCAACCCUUUUGAUUCCACUUGCCAAGAAACCUGCAAUCAUACCUGGAAUUGGGUUCUCAAAACCUCCCAAGUUGGCUAAGCUUAAUGUUACGAACAAGCCAUUUGUAAAGCCAGCAAUGCAGAAGCCCAAGAAGAAGAAAAAGAACAACAUGGUUGGAGUUUACGCCGGAGUUGCUGUGGUCGGAAUUGUAGCAAUUAUUGGAGUCGGUGCAGCAAUAUUCGUAACUCAGUCGAAGAAGCAGAAGUUGCAAGACUUGAGCAAGAGGAAUGAUGAUGUUGAGCUUCACCACCUGAGUAUCAGAACCAAGAGUGAAAUAAAAACAGUUUCGGAAUUCUCUCAUGAUCCUUUAGAUGGGCCAAUUAUGGAUGUUACACCUCACAAAAUGGGGGUAGGAACAUACUCAACUGAAGAGCUACAAAGAGCUACCGAUGAUUUCCAUCCGAGUAAUCUAAUUGAAGGAUUCACCUUUCAUGGUCGUCUCAGCGGGAAGAAUUUGGCCAUAAAACGAACACAACCGGACGCAAUCGCCAAGAUGGAGUUCGGCCUCUUCCAUGAUGCAUACCAUCACCAUCCUAAUAUACUUCGACUUCUUGGUACGUGUUUGAUAGACGGUCCUGAUUCAUUUCUUGUUUUCGAGUAUGCUAAAAAUGGGUCCUUGAAAGAUUGGCUUCAUGGUGGAUUAGCAAUGAAAAGUCAAUUCAUUGCUUCAUGCUACUGUUUCCUGACAUGGAAACAGAGAAUGAAGAUCUGUCUAGAUGUAGCUAUGGGAUUACGGUACAUGCACCAUGUUAUGAAUCCAAGCUAUGUCCACCGCAACAUAAAGAGUAGAAACAUUCUUCUAGACGAUGAAUUCAAUGCCAAAAUCGGAAAUUUUGGUAUGUCUAGAUGUGUUCAAGACGAUGCAGACGACUCAAAAUCUCUCCUGACUCAUCCAGCAACAUGGAGCAGAGGAUACUUAGCUCCUGAGUACUUAAAACAUGGAAUAAUUUCGUCAAGCAUUGACAUUUUUGCAUAUGGGGUAGUUUUACUCGAGGUUUUAUCUGGCAAAACACCUGCAACAAGAGCUGAUGAUAAGGGAGAAGGAAGUGUUCUACUUUCAAAUAAGAUUAAGAGCAUCCUAGCGUCGAGUAAUUGUAAUAAUGAACUUAAGGAUUGGAUGGAUCAUGCAAUGGGAGAUGCUUAUUCAUUUGAUACUGCACUUACUUUAGCCAAAUUAGCUAGAGAAUGUGUUGAAGAUGAACCAGGUCUAAGACCUACUGCAAAAGAAAUUGUUGAUAAGUUAUCACGACUAGUCGAUGAAUUACCCGAUGGAGAUCAUAUUUCAAGCAGUGGAAGUUCUUCUAAAUCUCAAGUUAAGGUACGUUCAAAUGAUCAUGCCUAGGAUAAAGUUAGCUUUAGUUUACUCUCAGUAUCAAAGUUGUAGGGGUGUUUUCUUCUUCGUAAUAAGAAUGAUUUUACUUGUAAUGUUAUAGAGUUUGUGUUAAUUAAGCUGCAUUAGGGUGUCAUUUCUAAAACAUGGGGUUUCUUGGUUUUCUUCUCUUUGUGUAUGUAUAUAUAUUACAUAUCUCUAAUAUAUAUGUUUGUAAUCAAGAGACUUAAAGAUUGAGACA